AUGACAGCCGUGCAAGAGCUUCUUCAAAACAAGGCAAUUCAGCGGAUCUCAGGCUUUCAAAACGCUCUCUUCAACAUGUUCGGCCACAAGAACUACCUUGAACACAAGGUCACAAAUGAUGAGCUGCUUCAUAAGCAGCCGGAGUUGCGAGCCAACUUCCCCAACAAUGCUUUUGCUGCGACAACCUUCAACCUGGGACCCCUCUCCUUUUCUCCACCCCAUAUGGAUCCUGAUAACCGUGCCUCCAGCUGGUGUGCUGAUACCCCCAUGGGUCCCUUCAACCCUGACCAAGGUGGCCAUCUUGUGCUGUGGGACCUCGGGCUCGUUAUCCGCUUUCCUCCUGGCUCCACGAUCCUUUUUCCUUCUGCGCUUAUCACGCAUUCUACCAUCCCCAUUCAAGCAGGUGAGACCCGCUAUGCAAUGAUACAAUAUUCCUCAGGAGGUCUUUUUCGCUGGCGUGAAAACGGGUUCCAAUCUGAUAAAACAUUCCUGGCAACAGCUAGCCCUGAAGAACUAAUGGCUCGCGAGUUAGCACGGGUGUCACGAUGGAAGUUGUCUCUGCAGAAAUUCACUCGUUGGACAGACAUUUGUCAUGAUGAUUGGAGGGGUACAGCCCGUACCAAGGCUGGUUUAGAUGAGCUAAGUGAACUUUCAGACCUUGAGGAGCCAUUGCCUGCUUUACGUCCCACUAAACGCCUUUGUUGCCGGUAA
Molecule: messenger RNA, 711 nt
Organism: Lentinula edodes (shiitake mushroom)
Lineage: Eukaryota; Fungi; Basidiomycota; Agaricomycetes; Agaricales; Omphalotaceae
Exons: 2
Coding region: 1-711 (236 amino acids)
Source: RefSeq, a predicted model, not a curated record